CCUGAACUGAAAAAAGGAGAGUGUGCAAUGUGCCUGCCUGACUGACACCUCGUCCCUUCAUCCUUCUCUUGACAGCCAACUCCACCCCCAUUCCCCCAUAACAACAACAAACAAUGGGUGGCCUCCUAAUCUUUUUUGUUCUCGCCGUGGUCAUCGCCUUGUCCGCCGCCUCGUACCUCUUUGCCCCUCGUGGACCCAACCAAACUGUCAUUCGCACCGCGUUGAUCAUGACGUUGGUUUCCUGCUACCUCAUGUGGGCUAUCACGUAUCUGGCACAGCUGCACCCGCUGUUGCAACCAAGGCACAGCAAGAUCAGACCCCACAACCCAGUGGAUCACUCUCUUUAAAGGAACGGAAGCAUAAAGGGAAAAUGCUUCGGUCAACUCGGGACUUUUGGAUCAGGACGAUGAACGGAGAAAGAUAAAGUGAGGCAGGAUUUUUCAGGAAGACAAGAGCGCCUAGCUAUUAUUCUGGAAGUCUUCACCCUGAGCGAUGGCUCCUGUUGCAUUCGGCUUUGACCAAUUACCCUCGAUAUAUUGACCCCUCCCGGCUUCCAUGGUGACCUCAUACUCAACAUUCUCCUCUUCCACGACUCGAUUGUACAAUAAAAUACACGCCGAUGUAUCGCCUGA
Molecule: messenger RNA, 632 nt
Organism: Gamsiella multidivaricata
Lineage: Eukaryota; Fungi; Mortierellomycota; Mortierellomycetes; Mortierellales; Mortierellaceae
Product: ATP synthase subunit H-domain-containing protein
Exons: 3
Coding region: 114-347 (77 amino acids)
Biological process (GO): vacuolar acidification; proton transmembrane transport
Cellular component (GO): vacuolar proton-transporting V-type ATPase, V0 domain
Molecular function (GO): proton-transporting ATPase activity, rotational mechanism
Source: RefSeq, a predicted model, not a curated record